AUGAGCGCCCCCGCCCCGCGCACUGUCCUGAUCACCGGCGCCUCGUCCGGCAUUGGCCGGGCCACGGCCCUGCGCUUUGCGCGCGACGGCUGGCGUGUCAUCGCCACCGGCCGCAAUGCCGAGGCUCUGGCCGCCCUGGAGGCGGAGAUGGCCGCCGUGGCCCCGCCGGCCGCCGCCGCCGCCGCCGCCGCCGCCGGAUCCCUGUUCAAGACCAUCACCUUCGAUGUGGCGGAUCAGCAGUCGGUCGAGGCGGCCCUGGCCCCGGCGGCCCUGGACCACUGGGACAUUGAUGUGCUGGUGAACAACGCCGGCCUGGCGCUGGGCCUUUCCAAGGCGCAGGAUGCCCGCGUGGACCACUGGCAGACCAUGGUCAACACCAACGUCAACGGCAUGCUGUAUGUCACGCAUGCGCUGCUCCCGCGGAUGGUGGCCCGGAAUGCGCCCGGAUCGCACAUCAUGUUUGUCUCCUCCAUCGCCGGGCAGUGGCCCUACGUUGGUGGGAAUGUCUACGGCGCCACCAAGGCCUUCGUCACGCAGUUUGCGCUGAACCUGCGCACGGACCUCCUCGGGACGGCGGUUCGCGUGACGAGCCUCGAGCCGGGCAUGGUCGAGACCCCCUUCAGCAAUGUGCGCUUCGAGUCGGACAUGUCCAAGGUGUCCCAGGUGUAUGACGGUGUGCAGUCGCUCACCGCGGAGGACUGCGCCGAGACCAUCCUGUGGGCCACCACCCAGCCGGCGCAUGUGAACGUCAACCGCAUCGAGAUCAUGCCGAUCCAGCAGGCCUACGGCGGCCUGGCGGUGCACCGCGACUUCGAGAAGUACCCCUUCGGCAAGAAGGACUAGCGAAUAGAUGAUGGAGGGCGGCCCCCCCCCCGGCUCGACCUGGCCCCGGCCCCGGCCCCACACGCGCCAAAUACAACUGCCAAUGCA
Molecule: messenger RNA, 930 nt
Organism: Fonticula alba
Lineage: Eukaryota; Rotosphaerida; Fonticulaceae
Exons: 4
Coding region: 1-843 (280 amino acids)
Cellular component (GO): cytosol
Molecular function (GO): oxidoreductase activity
Source: RefSeq, a predicted model, not a curated record